UUGAAUUAAAUAACUAAAAUACAAGAAAAACAAAAGUGUGAAAUAUUAAAAACAAAAUUAUAAUAAAAAAAAAUUUAAAAUAAAAAAACUACUUUUUCAUAACAGAAAUAUAUUAAUAAUUAAAAGAAACAAAAUAAUAUAUACAACUCGCCUAUAAAAUGGCGGGAUAUCGACCUUUACCACCGCCUUCAGCUUCCUCAACAACUCCCAGUUUAGCCCAUCAAAGUAGUCGUCUAUCAAGUUCAAUGUAUCAUCAUGCAGCUGCAGCUGCAGUAGCAGCAGCUGCUGUAGCUGCAAAUACAAAUAAUAAUAGUUUAAUAUAUCCACCGCAUAAUAAUUCAGCAUUACAUGGUUUAACAGCUGCAGCAGCAGUUGCUUCAAAUCUACAUAAUGGUACAACGACCACAAAUCAAUUAAAUCAUAAUAGUCAUCAUCAUAUGAUGGCAGCAGCAGCAGUUGCUGCAGCCGCUGUUGCAAAUCGUCAACAACAACAACAGCAACAACAACAGCAGCAACAACAACUACAACAACACCAACAACAACAUUUACAUUUACAACAACAACAACAUCAUCCAUCUUCGCAUCAACAACAGCAACAACAACAACACCAACAACAGCAACAUCCUUUACAUCCACAUCAUUUAUCACAUCAUCAUCAACAUCAUCAAUUACAACAAGCACAGCAUGCAAUGCAACAUGCAAUACAUUCACAUCAUCAUUCACAUUUACAUCAUUCACAUCAUUUAAAUGGUGGUAGUUCACAUGGUGUUGUUGGUAGUGUCGGUUCACAUCAUCCAAUAUUAUCAAGACAAAUAUUUAGUCAUAUGCAAAAUACAAUAAUACCAUUAAAUGCAAAUGGUGAACCAAUAAAACUUCCAGAUAAUUUAGAAAGCUUACCACGUGCUGACCAUUUUCCCACGCAACGUCAUCGUUGGAAUACCAAUGAGGAAAUCGCAGCAAUUUUAAUUAGCUUUGAUAAACAUUCCGAAUGGCAAUCAAAGGAAGUUAGAACAAGACCAAAAAGUGGCUCAUUAUUGCUGUAUUCGAGAAAGAAAGUCCGAUAUCGACGAGAUGGCUAUUGUUGGAAGAAACGUAAAGAUGGUAAAACAACAAGAGAAGAUCAUAUGAAAUUAAAGGUUCAAGGGACUGAAUGCAUUUAUGGUUGUUAUGUACAUUCAGCGAUUUUACCAACAUUUCAUCGCAGGUGUUACUGGCUAUUACAGAAUCCGGAUAUUGUACUUGUACAUUAUUUAAAUGUUCCAUAUCCAGAUGAUAAUAAAAUGGCAAUAAUAACACCAAGUCUUUCAUUAUGGGGUGACAAAAAAGAAUGGACAAAAGAGGAAUUAGUCAGUCAAUUAAAGCCAAUGUUUUUUAGUGAAGAUGACCCAGAAGGAGGAAAUGAUAUUGAAAUAUCCACUGCUGAGACCGUUGAAGCUAUUGUUAGCCAAUUAAUGGAAAAACAACGUUUAGCACGGCAAGCAGCAUUAGUUAAACAAUUAGAAUGUGGUUGUCCAGAUUCAACAUGUGCUGAUGGUAAAUCAUGUGCACAUCCAAUGAGACGUAUGAAUAAAUCAUUAUCAGAUAAAAGAUCUGAUGGAAGUAAUCAAGUAACAAGUACAACACCAAAUGUUUUAGUUGGACCAAGAUUUUAUUCACGUUGGGUUGAUCAAAGGAAUCGUGAUUCAGCAACUGAUUUAACACAAAAAUCUUCAAUUGAAAAUCAAUCGUCAAUGCAAUUUCAAGUAAUUCCAAAUCUUCAUUCUCAAUCAUUAUCCCAACAUCAUCAACACCAACAACAACAACAGCAGCAACAACAACAACAACAUUUAUUAACACGACAUCAUAGUUCACAUCAAUUAUUAUCAACUAAUAAUAAUAACACUUCAUCACAAACACCAAGCAUUGGUAUAAUUGGUAGAACAGCUUCAAGUCAUCAUCAACAAAAUCAUCAUCACCAACAACAACAACAACAACAACCACAAUUUACCAAUGCGUCUAAUCAAGGCAAUCAAAUAAAUCGUCACAAUAUUACAAAUAAUAAUCAAAUUAAUCAAAUAGUCAUAAAUUCAAAUAACUCUAAUAAUCAUUCAAGUUCAACUGGAACAAUAACAACAGUAACAACAGGAACAGGCACAUCAAUAUAUUCACAAAAUAUAUCUACAACUUCAUCAGCUUCAAAUGUUGAACACAGUAUUGUUAGUAAUCAUAAUAAUAACAACAACAAUAAUAAUAAUAAUAAUAAUACAAUAAAUAAAAACUCCAAUAAUACAAAUGCCCAUUCCAAUCAACAAACCAUACAAAAUUCAAGUGAUACUAAUAAUCUAACAAAUAAUCAUCAUACAACGUCUUCAACAUCAACAUCUUCCACAUCCUUAUCAUCAGUUUCAUCUGGGUCUUCGGUUUCUUCUUCUUCUUCUUCUUCUGCUUCUUCUUCUACUUCAUCAUCCUCUACUUCAAUAUCAUCAGCAUCGACUGUUGUACAACAUCAUCAUUCAAAUUCACAUCAUCCACAGAAUCAUCAUUCCCAGCAUGGUGGUAUUACUCCACAUCAACAGCAACAACAACAACAACAACAAAAUAAUAAUAAUAAUAAUAAUAGUAACAGUAGCAGCAAUACAAAUAAUAAUAGCAAUAUUCAAACUCAAAUACAACAUCAUAUGCAUUCUAAUCAACAACAACAGCAACAGCAACAUCAAACAAUAAUUGAUAGUAAUGGUGUCAAUCAAAGGGUGUCAUCAUCAAAUCUAAUUAGUAACAGUUCCCUUGGUCAUCGUAACAGUAAUAAUAAUGUGAAUAGUGGUAAUGGUACUAACAACAGUUCAGCACCUCCACUUGUUUUAAAUUUGUCCCAGAUUUCAUCAUCUGCUAACAGUCUAUUAAUAUUAAAUGGAAGUCAGCAAAAUUCAUAUUUAUGUCAACAACAACAACAACAGCAACAAAUCCAUCAUCAUUCAAAUCAAAAUCGUCAUAAUAAUAUGACGGCAAUGUCUGCAAAUCUUGUUCCUAAAACUGAAAUGAUGGAUACAAUGUCAACAAUUAAACGUCAACAUUCAAGUCAACAAGAAAAUUCAAUUUCACAACAACAGCAACAACAACAGUCGCAUUCUAUACCAGAUUUUGAUGAUCUUCAAUUUCCAUGUGAUAAUAAUACAACAACAGUUUCAGCAUCAUCAAAUGAUCAUAAUAAUAAACAUCAAGAGAAUUCUUUAGUUAAAGAAUUAAAUGAUUCUUUGCCAUUUUUUAAUGAAACACUUGAUUUAUCACAUGAAGAUAUACAAAAAACUCUUAUUGCCAAUAUGCCAUCUCAUCAUCAUCAUCACCAUCAUCAUCAAUCGCACCAUCAAAACCAUCAUCAGCAUCAUCAUCAUAAUAAUCGUGGUAAUGGCAAUGGUGGUAAUCAUAAUGGUGGUGGUAUUAUAUCAAAUGUUAGUGAUACCGUUAUUGAUUCAAAUGAUAUAAAUCCUAUGGAUUUUAUUGAUAAUGUCUGUGAUGUUGGUGAAAUUGUUGGUGAAACAAAUUCAUUUACAAAUGGAAGUAGUAAUUUAAUAAAUGGUCAUAAUGGUAAUCUUGUAAAUAAUAACAGUAUUCUUAGUGAUCCAAAUGGUUGUGUUGAUAGUUUAAUUGGUAAUGGUAAUGGAAAUGAUUCGACUGGUGUUCAUAUACCCGAUGAUGUUUAUAUAAAUUUAGAUGCUUUUGAUAUGUUUGUGGAUGAUUUAGAAUUUGAUGGUAAAAAUAGUUUUGAUAAUGAUUCAUCGUUAAUAUUAGAUGGUGGCAAUAUUAUGAAUGGUAAUAAUAAUAAUAGUAAUGAUUCAAAUUUUGAUCAUAUUAAUGGUGGUUUAAAAAUGAAUUCAUUGUCUGGAAGUAAUUCAACUGAAAAUGAUUUACUAUCAUUAAAUAGUGGUCACAAUACAGCUGCAUUUAAUAUUACUGAUUAUAGUCCAGAAUGGGCUUAUCCAGAAGGUGGUGUUAAAGUUUUAGUAACCGGACCAUGGAAUUCAACAUCACAAUAUACUGUUUUAUUUGAUUCCUUUCCGGUAAAAACCCAUGUUGUCCAAGAAGGUGUUUUAAGAUGUUUCUGUCCAGCUCAUGAAGUUGGUAUGGUUUCCCUUCAAGUCGCUUGUGAUGGAUAUGUCAUAUCAAAUUCAGUUAAUUUUGAAUAUAAAGCUCCUCCUAUCGUCGAAACAGCAUAUGAUAGCGCUGCUAAUGAAAGUUUAUAUAAAUUUACUUUACUGGAUCGAUUACUAUCAAUUGAUCAAAAAAUGCAAAUAAAAAGUGAACCUAAAGAUAUUCCUGAAGAAGGUGUUGUUAUAGCACAAGACAAUUUCGAAGACAGAUUGGUUACCUAUUGUCAGCAUUUAACAAAUAAACCAUGGCUUUCAAUGGCUUCCGGUAAUUGGUCGAUAAACUAUAAAGGCAUGACACUUUUACAUUUGGCAUCGGCCUUGGGAUAUUCAAAAUUAGUUUGUGCUAUGUUAGCAUGGCGUUCAGAAAAUCCUAAUCUUAUAUUGGAUACUGAGAUUGACGCUUUAAGUCGAGAUGUUCAAGGAUACACACCAUUGGCUUGGGCAUGUGCUCGAGGACAUUUUGAAACAGCUUUAAUAUUAUACAAAUGGAAUCAUAAUUCCUUAAAUAUAAAAACAAACUUCCAACAAACACCACUUGAAAUUGCAAAAGCAAACAGCUUCCAACAAUUAUUUGAUGAACUAAAACGUUUAGAAAAUAUUCGAUUAAAAAAUAAUAAAAAUAAUACAAAUAAUAAUAAAAAUAAUCAAAUAAAUAAUGAUAAUAUCAAAACAGAAAUUAAAUGUGAAAUAAAUAAUACCAAUAAUAAAGAUGAUAAUGAAAAUAAUAAUAAUAAUAAAGUAAUUAAUAAUAACAAUAAUAAGAAUAAAAAUAAUAAUGAUAAUAACAAUUGUAAUAACACAAAAAUCAAUCCAACAAGUACUUAUGAUAAAUCAUCUUCCAAUUCUAGUCCAAUUGAGGAAAAUAGUUGUAAUUAUAGUAAUGGUAGUAAUGCAAGUAAUGGUCAAAAUUCAAAUUCAACAGAUAGUUAUAAGGAUUUUAAUAAUGAUAAUGAGAAAAAAGGAUUAAAUUAUAAUAAUGAUGCUAGUAAUUGUAAUUCAUUUGAUUCGAAUAGCAGUAGUGAUGGUAGUACUAAUGGUAAAAAUUUAAAUUUUAAUGAAAUACAAUCAUCAUUAUCACAAUGUUUAUCACCAAAUUCAAAUGUAUCAUCGGUUGGUAGUAAUCGAAGUCAUGAUGGUGUUUUUUUAAGACCAGGAGCUGUUGCAAGUAGCCAAAGUCCACCAAGUGCAAGAAUAUCAAAAAGAUCUUCAGUGGAUAGUGGAAUUAAUAUUGAUAUUAGAACCUAUUCAAGAUCUGGCAAAUUAUUUAAAGAACAAAAUCGUUUUCAAAGUCUUGAUACAAAUGACAAUUUCAAUUUAUCCAUGGAUUCAACAUUUAGCUUAGAUAAUGGUAUUGGCAGCAGUUCCAGUGCUAGUUCAUUAUUAUCACCAAUGCGUAAAAUGGAUUUCGCUCUAUGCGAAGUAUCGGCUGCUGAAUCAAGUCCACAGGAUAAACAGUCUGGAUGUACGUCUUCUGAUGAUGAAGAUAUUGCAGAACAAAAUUUAAUGAAUGAAAAUGGUGGUGUUUGCGUAGGGGAAUCUGAUGCUAAAGUAUUGACAUUAGCUGAACACAUUAUUGCAGCAAUGCCUGAAAGAAUUAAGAAUGAAUCUGAAGACAUAAUGUCUUUAAGUAGUCCAAUGUCAGAUUCUUUAAAUACAAGUGACUUAAAUGAUUCUUUUAUGGAACCAUUGUUGGAUUCAUUACCAAGUUCACAAUUUGAUCAUGAAUUCAAUUUUGAAUUUAGUGAUAAUAAUUACCGAUAUCACGAUGUUAGUACACCAUGCUCUAGUUUAAGUCCAGCUAGUUCUGGUCCUUUACAAUCACCAGCAAGCUAUUCUAUACUACAAGAGCCCACGAUGAGUUCACCAAGUCCACCACCUUCAACCAAAGAAUUAACUGAAUUUUUACAUGCAUCUAAUACAUCAUUAAGACCAUUUGAAGCUGAUUUUUCAAAUUUGACAUUAACUGAUCGUGAACAACGUGAACUAUAUGAAGCAGCCAAGUGUAUACAAAAAGCAUAUCGUUCGUAUAAGGGUCGUAAAAAACUGGAAGAACAAGAUAAAGAAAGAUCAGCUGCAAUUGUUAUUCAAAAUUAUUAUCGAAGAUAUAAGCAAUUUGCUUUAUAUAAUAAACAAAGAACACAUGCUGCACUAGUUAUACAAAAUGGUUAUAGAUCCUAUUGUGAAAAUAAAAGGUUCAAAAAAUCUCAAAAUCAUACAACAACAUCAAAUGAAGAUAGUCAAGAUUCACAAUGCUUACAACAUUAUUAUACUACUUAUCAUAAUGAUCAACAGCAACAACAACAAAAUCAAAUGAAAAAUGCAGGAGGUAGUGGAAUAACUUCUAAAGAAGCUAGUCCAUCUGGACCAUUAAAAAGAACAUAUUCCCAAAGAACUCAAAAUAAAGCUGCACGUAAAAUCCAACAGUUUAUGAGACAGUCAAAAAUGAAACUUCAGAGAGAACGAGCAGAAAAAGAGAGGCUGGCGCACCAACACAGGGCGGAAUACCUCCGAAACUUCCAGUAUCCAGGACAACAAGAAAUGGAAAUCAUUCCAGGACCAAAUGAAAAGCCAUUUUAGAAAUCCUAACGAGAAAAAAAUGCAAAAUUCUACCGAAGGCAUAAAACAAUUAUUUGAAGAUAACAACAACGUAAAAGAAAUCUUUAUCAUACAUAUUUUCAUUUUAUAACACAAUACCAACAACAACGGAAUUUUUUACUAAAAUAAUAUUUUUUGACACUAUUAUUCUGCACGUUACUCUAAAUUAAAAAAAAAAUUGGAAUACCAUUAUAUAAGAAGAGAAAGAUGACACAAAAAACACAUGAGAUCAUUUUAAAAAUCAAAUUUUAAACAAUUAAUAAUCCACAGCAUUAAUAUCUAUAUAAAAGCAACUAAACGAAAAUACAUCAUCAAAAUAGUAUUUAUGAAACUGAACUUCUAUUCUAUAUUUAAAGAACAUUUUUUUUUAAAUUUAUUUAUUUUACAUAAAAUACAAUCCUAAACUUACUGAAUUACUCUUAGUAACAUCUUCUUCUAUAUAGGUAGUAAAAUUAUAUAGACUUAAGAUAUUUUCUCUCCUUACAAAAUGUAUAAAAAAAAAUCAUUUAAUAAAAACAAAAUUAUAAAAGUUCUUGCAAAUUACAUUUACAUUUUAUAAAAAGAAAUUAUUUUAAAUAUUCAUAAUUACUUUAAAAAUAAAACAAAAGAAUUCAAC
This is a messenger RNA of Condylostylus longicornis, 7335 nucleotides long. It is a transcript of the gene Camta, whose product is annotated as calmodulin-binding transcription activator 1. Gene Ontology annotation, biological process: regulation of transcription by RNA polymerase II. Gene Ontology annotation, cellular component: nucleus. The transcript is spliced from 25 exons. The coding region runs from base 159 to 6701 and encodes 2180 amino acids. Lineage: Eukaryota; Metazoa; Arthropoda; Insecta; Diptera; Dolichopodidae. Gene Ontology annotation, molecular function: double-stranded DNA binding; protein binding; transcription coregulator activity. The record is from RefSeq and is a predicted model, not a curated record.